Messenger RNA from Formica exsecta, 5930 nucleotides. It is a transcript of the gene Rich, whose product is annotated as guanine nucleotide exchange factor subunit Rich. The coding region runs from base 895 to 5148 and encodes 1417 amino acids. Gene Ontology annotation, biological process: intracellular protein transport; retrograde transport, endosome to Golgi. Gene Ontology annotation, cellular component: Ric1-Rgp1 guanyl-nucleotide exchange factor complex; cytosol; Golgi membrane. Gene Ontology annotation, molecular function: protein binding. NCBI's taxonomy places the organism in Eukaryota, Metazoa, Arthropoda, Insecta, Hymenoptera, Formicidae. The transcript has 12 exons. The record is from RefSeq and is a predicted model, not a curated record.
ACCGUAUAUAGAAUGUAGGAAACAAAUGUGUAAGGAAGGAAAACACUGGAUAUGAACGAAGAUGUUAUUGAUGCGAGAAAUACAUGAAAAAAGGAAAGUAUUUCAAGACUAUCAAAAUAAAUAUGAAUCAGCAUUCUCACAUCCGGUAUAACGUGCAGACAUCAUUAUUAAAAAAAAUGUAUUCAAUAUGGCGUAGCCAAUCGAAUUUUAUUACUUCAAAUACGUAUUUAUAGACAAUGUAGUGUGAUUCAUACUGCAAUUAUGUUAAAUCGCUCGCGCGUAACCGCAUGACAAGUAUUUUUUAUUCGCAAAACAAGGAACAUUGAGCGUUUGACAGUAACCGAUCAGCUGAUUUGUAACUCGAAAAUAUUUUACUGAGAACCCGAAUCUUAUUUAUAUAAUUAUAAUGAGGAUUCGAAUUCUUGUAGCAUACGAAAGAGAUUAAAACAAGAUAAAGAAUAAAAUAACGCAUUAUACAAAAUAUUAAAUUAAUGAGAUAUACAUAGCUUUAAAUUUAAUUUUUUUUUUCAUAGUUAUAAUGCACGAAUAUUUGCACACGCACAAUAUGUCCGAUUCGAAAAUACCUAAAUCGAAAGUGUAAGACACAUUGAAUGAUGUCGCUUUUAUAUAUUCAGGAGGGAAAAGGAGAUAAAAAAGUUAAUUGAUAAAAAAUGCAGGAGAUGCACCUAAAAAUAAUGGCUCUUCUAAUAACGUUACAUGUGCAAUGUGCACUUCACAUACACUCCACUUCAGUUGCCAUUAAACCUAUUUAAAUGCGCUAUGUGUGGAGAGGUUAGGGACUGUUUACUUGUCAAAUUUGCAAUGUCGGGGGUAAACGUAGGCGAAACAUGAGAGAGAUUUGAGGAGACGUAACGAGACGUUCUCGCGGAAAUCAUGUUUUUCCCCGUAGGAUGGCCGCGGGUUCUGAAUUCUAACGAGCCAAGUGAAAUAAACGCCGUGGUGUGCAACAGAGACAAAAUUCUCUUUGCCGUUCUCACUACGGAUGCUCUUACCAUCUGGUACUGCAAGCCUUGUGUACCAAUUGUAUUUAGCAGACGAUCUGCAGUUUCCUUACGAAAGCACGGUGAGAAUGUUUUGUUACAAUGGAGACCAGACUCAAGUAUGCUGGUCAUUGCAACAUCAGACAGUUAUCUGUUAUUCUACCGGCUCUCGGACAGCAGUCCAGAGGGCCGGGGACUUUACGAACAACGAGAUUCACCAGUCACCAGCCUGAAACGAGAUAGCGCAGAAUUAUUUAUUAAAGAAGUCAUUCCCUCUCUUGUCUUGAGUUUUGAAAAGUCAGCUUGGAUUGAUGGCGGAAUCAGUUCAUUAGUUUGUAUACGAGAUGAGCUCAUGGUAGCGACCAAAACUAGCCAUGUGGUGCGUCACAAAUGGGAUGGUACCAUGAAUCGCGAUUAUUCUUUGGAUUUGAGACGUAUACCAUUCAGUAUUGAUCAACAAAUCUCUACUGUGGCUGUGCCACUCACAGAGAGCAAUAUCUAUGUCACUGAUAUUGAAUAUUCGCCUCUUGUUGGAGGCUUUGCCAUUGUGCUUAGUAAUGGUAAAGCUGCAUUUCUCACUGCUCAAUCUUUGAAGUUUGAUCCUAACCAAGUGCAAGGAAUCUGGGCUCGAGAUUUGGACGAUGCUACUUGUGCUGCUGUUAAUCAUAAAUAUCGGCUAAUUGCUAUUGGUAGGCAAAACUCUGAAGGCAUUGUUUAUUAUGUUGAUGAAACAACAGGAGGUUUAGAAAUGUCACACACUCUGAGCCUAUCUUCCAAAGAUUAUCCAGGUCGACCAGGUAGCGUCAAGUGUCUCAGAUGGACGCCCGACAGUUGCGCUAUUGCGCUAGCGUGGGAAGGCGGUGGCUUGGCACUCUGGAGUACCUUUGGUGCUCUGUUGCUUUGUAGUUUAAAGUGGGAUUAUGGCCUACGAGUGGAUCUGAUGCAUGAUAAUCCUCUGCAUAUCCAUACGAUGGAAUGGUCGGCAGAGGGUUAUCAGUUGUGGAUGUUACGAGAAUCUCCAGGACCUUCAGUUACCGAAGAAAACGGUAACGAAACGUCCAGUUUAAAUCGCUCUCUCAUCCAAUUGGAUUUCGCUAAAAGUCCUCUGACUAUUAACCCGUGCAUGGGCCACCACGGACAUCUGUACCUUCAAGGCGAGGACAGACUGUAUUUAAAUUUAGGCGCCGGAUUAUCCUCGACGGCUUCGGGUUUUCAUCUUGCCACUGAAAUGCCCAAUGAUAGUAUGCUUCAGACACUCGCCGGCUGCAAACAAUGGCUCGUUGUACCCAUUCCAACUGCAUAUAGUGGUUCUAAUUGGCCAAUUCGGUAUACUGCAAUAGACAGUGAAGGUUUGAGCCUUGCGGUGGCUGGUCGAACGGGAUUAGCGCAUUAUUCCCUACCCUCGAGAAAAUGGAAAUUGUUCGGCAACGAGAGCCAAGAGAGGGAUUUCAUAGUGACUGGUGGAUUGCUGUGGCAUAAAGGAUACCUCAUAGCUAGCAGUUAUUCCAUCUUGGAUGAUAAAGACGAGAUUAGAAUUUAUCCGCGCGAUACUCGACUUGAUAAUAAUUAUGUCAAAAACGUUAGGAUGCCCUCGCAGGUGUUACUAUUGAAUACAAUGAAAGACAGACUUUUAACAUUCUGUUCCAAUGCUCAGAUUAGCAUAUAUGAUAUGGAGUUGCAAAAUGGCGUCGAAGCUGGCAGUAUCGAACUAACGAGAAUACAGAUGGUGGAUAUCAGUGGAUUGUGUAUACAUCCUGCUUGCGUGGUCAGCGCCACGUUGACUACGAUUCGCGCAGAGACUGCUGGUAGUCAUCCUCAUCCCGAGAGCCUCCUGCUAAACGUCUCCGGACGUCUUUUUAUGGUUCAACGUGAACAUUGUACUGACAACUCGGACGUUCGAUUUACGUGCGGCGCUCCAACAGUAUUAGCGUCAUACGUCGAGAAUGUUUGGGUGCCUUUGCGUUCAAGGAGAGAUAAGCCGCAUUUAACCGAAGCUUUGUGGUUAUUUUGUGGGGCACACGGCAUGCGAGUUUGGUUGCCGCUGUUCCGUAAUCAUCAAGAGAAGGCACAUGCCUUUAUGAGCAAACGGAUAAUGCUGCCUUUUCACUUGCGUAUUUACCCACUAGCGAUACUUUUUGAGGAUGCGAUUUUACUUGGAGCCGAAAACGAUACUGUACUGUUUACAUCGGAUACUAACUCGCCUUUUUCACUGCCCUUCAAUUUAUUGGAACUUACGAGUCAAGUAUAUCUGCAUCAGAUUCUGCGUCAGUUGAUACAUCGAAACUUGGGCUAUCACGCGUGGGAGAUAGCACGUUCGUGUUCCGCGUUGCCGUAUUUCCCGCAUUCGUUAGAACUGUUGCUUCACGAGGUCCUCGAGGAGGAAGCGACGAGUAAAGAUCCUAUUCCGGAUGCUCAAUUGCCGUCCGUCGUAGAGUUUAUUCGCGAGUUUCCCGGCGUUUGGGCCAGAGCAGUCGUACAAUGCGCUCGCAAAACUGAAAUCGCGCUUUGGCCGUAUCUGUUUUCCGUCGCCGGCCCACCAAAGCAGCUAUUACAAGAUUGUCUGGAGCGUCAAGAGCUAGAUACUGCUGCUAGCUACUUGAUCAUUUUACAAAAUUUAGAACCAUCUUCCGUCAGCAGGCAGCACGCCACGUUAUUGUUAGAUGCCGCGUUAGAGCAAGGUAGAUGGGAAUUGUCGAGAGAUCUUGUGAGAUUCCUUAGAGCAAUCGAUCCGAAUGACGUAGAGUCUCCACGUACAUCGUGGGGUGGCAGUGCGAAACUGGUUGGUCCUCCCCAAACACCUCCUCUUUCUCCACACGAGGACGAUCUGUCCUUGGUCUUGGGUACUAUGCAAGUUUCGAGGAGCCGCAGUUACAGUACUACAGUUACGCCUAAAGUGCAAUCCGAGAAAGAUGUUGCACCAUCGUCUAUGCUUGAAAAAACUCGGAAUGUUGUUAUGAGACGAAAGAAAUCAGUUCCAACAGUGAAAAUUAGCGAAAAAACUGAGAACAAGGAAGGAUCGGCAGAGGAGUUCUUUAUUGACGUUAUUUUACAACGUCAUGCUCGGCGGCUGCUUUCAGCUCGCCGCUUGACUGAUUUAGGUAGAUUCGCGGCCCGUCUCGACUUCCAUCUAGUGACAUGGUUCGCUCGAGAGCGUGACAGAGCAGCGAGAAUCGACGAUUACGUAGGCACUUUAAAAGCGGUUCACGAAGAUUUUGCGUUUCCAUACCCAACACUUUCGUUGCCGACGUUGCAAAAAUUUCGAAGAUCUAGCCUCACCUCUCUACACUCUGUAAUCUCCGAUGACGAGACCUUGUCCCCGAACUUGGCCAUUGAUUUACCUGACAGUGGAUACACAAGUCUUCCAAGUGGUAGGCCACCGUAUACAACGCUGGUUUCGCCUGUCGCUAGCUUAGAGACGCAGUUUCCAACUGCGGAAGCUAAAUUAACGCCAAAUCUGAUAAAUGAUGCCAACAGCGUUCUUAGCGAUACUAGUACGAUAUGGAGAGAUGACGCAGAAUCUGUUGUUGCCUCUGUAUGUUGGGUUUCGCCGGAAUCAGUAGGAUCUACAGAACUCAAUACGAUUGCAUCAACUUCCGCGCCAAUUGGUCGGGCGGAAGUACAACUCAGGUAUUUAUUGCAACUGUUUCUCGAAGGCAGUUGUUUAGGAUGGGCUGCAGUAGUAGCUACCGUCCUUCGAGACGCGGCGGCUAUGGCUAGAACCGUCAGGACAGCGCAUGCACCAAUGCAAACUUUUGACUCUAUAAUUAAUCUAAGAGAUGGAUUGCUUACCUUGACCAAGUGGUCUCAGUCGGAAUGUCUAGGAUACCGUCCUUUUAUGUCCAAUGUCCAAAGCCAAAUAUCGCUAUUGAAUAGAUUGGUGAUAACUAAACAACAACAGGAACAAGAACAGAUACCGGAGAGUCCUUCGCCGAGCCCGGCUCCGUCCGCUAGUAGCAAUCAACGCGGUACUCUCUCCCGUUCGAGACACUCUUCAAUCAGUCAUGCUUCCAAUACAGCUCCCCUCGAAGAGGAGCGCUCGCACGAGUCAUCCUUGAUCAUCGAGGAUUCGGCAUUUCACGGAAAUUACAAUAAUAAUCUCAAUGUUACGGAGGACACCAAGUCACAAAGCACUUGUGCAAUCUCUUAAGGGUGCCUUACAAAGCACCGAAUGCUAUGGCUGUCCAUUUUGCUGUGGAUUUUACCAAAAGAGUUUUUUUUCCACUUAAGCAUAAAGAUCUUAUUCAAUUAUAUUUCUAAUGUAAGAAUAGCGUAUAUUACCUCACAUAAUUAUUUAAAAAAAAUUUAACAUUUGAUUAAGGCCUUGAUUGUCCUCGUGUCAAUUAAGGAUAACUUUUGUAAUGCGACAAUAUCAUCUAAAAUUGAGAUUAAUGUCCUUUGUCUAAAAGGUGUUUUUAAAAUGAUUCGAAAAAAUCAUGAAAAUUUGUAAAUAGGAUUUUGAAAUGUUUUCUACAUUGCAGAUUUUGAAUUGUACAGUUUGAAAAAAACAGUGUGACUUACGUGUAUUAUAUAUAUAUAUUUACGAUAUAAUUGUUGAAAUAUACAUAGUAUUGUGAAGAAUAAAACUUGGAUGCAAUAUGCAAAUCACAGCCGUUUUAAAACUAUUGUAAUGCUGUGCGCAAAAGCAGUAAUUUACGAGAUAUGUGUGUGGACAUUGGCUCAUUUAUUAAUUCAUUUAAUUGUGAGCAAUAGCAAAUAGCAAUAUGAAGCCAAAAGAAAUGAACAGCAGUUCAAAGGCAUUAAAUCAAAAUUGGCGCAUCAAGAGGUCUGAUAUUAUAAUAUGAUAAUUAUAUAAUACAUAAAGAGAGAGAGAGAGAGAGAGAGUGAUGAGAAUUAUUAUAUAAUAAGCUAUUUAUACGUAUUGUAACACAAGAAACAUACAUAUAUAUAUAUAGAUAAUCAUACAAAAAA